UCAAACGUCAUUUUAUUACAAAUGUCUCGUUUUUCCUUGAUGUCAGUCUUUUGUGUUUUCGAUACUUAUUUAAUUAAUUUAUUCCUCUGUCAGUCAGUAAACUGGUUAAUCUAAUAACCUGAUAAAGAAAAAAAUUGAAUAAGGUCAUGAUAGGUUAUUUGCAGCAAUAAAAGGAGAGUACUAAAAGUAUCAAAAUAAUGCCAUAAAGUGACUGUGUUUUCGAAUUCAACUCAAGAAUAUUGAAAUUAUGUGUUCCCCUUCUGUGUUAACGUUUUUUAGUCAGUGGCGCUUAUGGAUUAGGCCAUUCUUAAUUGCAAUUUACUUAAUUCUUAUUAUCGUAUUAGUACCUGUUCUUAUAGUUCGGUCAAUAAACAAUGGAUUUAAUGAAAAAGAAGAGGCAGCGCUCAUAGGCGGAGGGUUUGUUCUACUUGCUUUGCCUAUAUCCAUAUGGCAAAUAACUCAACAUAUUGUCCAUUAUACCAAACCAUCACUGCAGAAGCACAUUAUCAGGGUCCUAUGGAUGGUGCCAAUUUACGCACUGAAUGCUUGGAUUGGACUGCAGUUUCCUGAACAAUCUAUUUAUGUAGAUUCACUCAGAGAGUGUUACGAAGCUUACGUCAUUUAUAAUUUUAUGAAGUACCUCCUCAACUACUUGAAUGACGGUCAUGAUCUGGAGGCCUUGUUGGAGGUCAAACCUCAAGUUUACCACAUCUUUCCUUUAUGUUGUUUAACUCCGUGGGAAAUGGGAAGAGAGUUUGUUCAUAACUGCAAACAUGGAAUUCUUCAAUAUACAUUGGUUAGACCAAUUACUACAGUGAUAUCAAUGAUAUGUGAAUUGGCUGGUGUGUACGGAGAAAGUGACUUCAGUCCUAAAGUGGCGUUCCCGUACAUGGUUGCGAUUAACAAUCUUUCGCAGUUUGUAGCCAUGUAUUGCUUGGUUCUGUUCUACAGAGCCAACAGGGCAGAGCUAAAGCCUAUGAAGCCCAUUGGAAAGUUUUUAUGCAUCAAAGCAGUUGUUUUCUUCUCAUUCUUAGAAAGCGAUCUUUUCUUUUCACUUAUUCAUAAUAACUACUUGAAGUAUAUUACUGAGUCUUUGUUUCUUAACUAUAGUAACCAUUGUUAUAUUUUUCAGGAUUUCUUGAUUUGCAUAGAAAUGUUCCUGGCAGCAAUUGCUCAUCAUUAUAGCUUCUCAUACAAACCUUAUGUUUCACCUGAGAAUCCGUCACCCUCUUGUCUUGGCUCUUUUCUGGCCAUGUGGGAUGUCUCUGACGUCAAAAGAGACAUAUCUGAACAUCUUGGAGUAGUUGGGAGUUCAUUUAGCAGAAGGCUCAGAGGAAAAUCUAUGUACCACAUGACAAGAGGUUGUGACGAAAGCUCAAGGUUGGUGAGCGAACCUACGUCGUCAAGUUCUGUACCCAAUCUGACAUUGGAACCUGAACUUCCACCGGUCGAAGUGAGACCCACCACUUAUGGGUCUAUCGAAAACACUCUCACCGGCUCCUCCGAAACUGACCCACUUAUCAGCACUGCCGAUGAUCGAGAAUCGAUCACACACGACCCUAAAGCGUGAAACGCAAACAAAAACACAUCACUGAAUCUAAUAAUCGCUUUGUGUGUAUUAUGAACUGAUAAUAAUCAUCACAGAUAUGUUUUAUAAAAUAUGCAAUAUUUAGUUACUAAGAUGUAAAUAUUUAUAAAGUACAUUCCCUUGUUCAAUUUUAUUUCUACCAAAGUAACAAGAGUGCUAGUAUAAAAUUAUACAAGAUCAAA
This is a messenger RNA of Ostrinia furnacalis (Asian corn borer), 1770 nucleotides long. Its product is annotated as transmembrane protein 184C. The transcript has 6 exons. The record is from RefSeq and is a predicted model, not a curated record. NCBI's taxonomy places the organism in Eukaryota, Metazoa, Arthropoda, Insecta, Lepidoptera, Crambidae. Bases 248 to 1570 code for a protein of 440 amino acids.